This is a messenger RNA of Leucoraja erinaceus (little skate), 2903 nucleotides long. It is a transcript of the gene faf1, whose product is annotated as Fas (TNFRSF6) associated factor 1. The record is from RefSeq and is a predicted model, not a curated record. Gene Ontology annotation, cellular component: endoplasmic reticulum; nucleus. Bases 271 to 2226 code for a protein of 651 amino acids. The transcript has 19 exons. Gene Ontology annotation, molecular function: ubiquitin binding; NF-kappaB binding. NCBI's taxonomy places the organism in Eukaryota, Metazoa, Chordata, Chondrichthyes, Rajiformes, Rajidae.
ACAAGCAGAUUUUGUGAACGACAGUGCCGUAAAGAACGAGGAAAAGCGCAUUCUCUUUGGGGGAAAAAUCAGGUGGAAGUUUAUUCCGUUUGAAAGUAAUCGCGGCCAGUUUUGGCUGCAAUCAUUUCAAACAGUAGUAUGACAAAGAGGCAAUUCCCUGGCUGGACCAUUGACUGACGCGGCUUGUUUCCACUGGCGAGAGCUGGGAGGUUGCCGAGAGCCCGUCUCCCUCCGCCCCGGGCGGCGAGCGCUUUGGAAAGAAGCAGCACAAUGGCGGCCAUGGACCGAGAGAUGAUUCUCGCCGACUUUCAGGCAUGCACUGGAAUUGAAAAUAUUGAUGAAGCUAUUACAUUGCUUGAGCAAAAUAAUUGGGAUUUAGUGGCAGCUAUUAAUGGCAUAAUUCCACAAGAGAAUGGCAUUGUACAAAGUGAGUUUGUUGCCAGUGAACCUUCACAGGAUCCAUUGUAUGGACCUGCUGGUCAGCCCUCUUCCUCCUCUUCCACUUCCUCAGCUUUCUGUCCAAUAAUCCCAUCAAGACCAAUUGUGGAAAGGCAACCAAGAAUGCUAAACUUUAGGGUGGAAUACCGUGACAGAAACGUGGAAGUGGUGGUUGAAGAUACGAACACAGUUGGUGCUAUCAAGCAAAUUUUAGAGAAUGAACUACAAAUUCCUGUGCCACAAAUGCAGUUAAAAGGUUGGAAGUCAACAGAUAUAAACGACAGUACUGUUCUAAGGUCUCUGCACUUGCCUAAGAAUAAUAGCCUUUAUGUUCUCACACCUGACAUGGCUCAACCAGGAGCAGAUGGACCAGCAACAAGUCAGUCUAGUGCCCUGCAGGAAUCAUUAAAUGAAAACUUCAUGCUGAUCAUUACGCAUCGAGAAGCCCAGCGGGAUUAUAGCCUAAACUUUCCGGGCACCAGAACUGUGCAAGAGGUAAAACGUAACAUAUUUGACCUCACGAACAUCCAUGUCCGCCAUCAGAUAUGGGAAGGUUGGCCUGCCUCAGCCGAGGAUGAUUCUGUUACUUUAGCUGCUGCUGGACUCAGUUAUCCCUGCCAUCGACUAAUAGUUAGUAAAAGGCCGUCACCUACACAAACCCGAGAACAGUCUGAAGAGUGCACUGAUGUUCACAUGGUCAGUGACAGCGAAGGAGAUGAUUUUGAAGAUGCGACUGAGUUUGGGGUUGAUGAUGGUGAACUUUUUGGCAUGAUUUCUUCUGGAUCAAAAAAAUCUCCAAUGAUGCCUGAUGAUGCUGAAAAUGAAGGAGAUGCCUUAUUACAAUUUACUGCAGAAUUUUCUUCAAGGUAUGGUGAUUGUCAUCCUGUAUUCUUUAUUGGAUCACUUGAGGCUGCCUUUCAAGAAGCAUUCUACGGAAAAGCCAGAGAUAGAAAGCUGCUUGCCAUCUACCUCCAUCAUGAUGACAGUGUUCUUACAAACGUAUUCUGUUCCCAACUACUGUGUGCUGAAUCUAUUGUCUCCUACCUCAGUCAAAAUUUUAUCACUUGGGCAUGGGAUGUGACACGAGAAGCUAACAGAGCAAGAUUUUUGAGCAUGUGUACAAGACAUUUUGGCAGUGUUGUGGCUCAAACAAUUCGAACGCACAAAACUGAUCAGUUUCCACUGCUUCUUAUUAUAAUGGGAAAAAGAUCAUCAAAUGAAGUUUUGAAUGUGAUUCAAGGUAACACAACAGUAGAUGAUUUAAUGAUGCGGCUGAUGAAUGCCAUGGAGAUCUUUGCAGCUCAACAACAAGAGGAUAUAAGGGAUGAGGAUGAACGUGAAGCAAGAGAAAGGGUGAAACGAGAACAAGAUGAAGCAUACAGAGUUUCUCUGGAAGCCGAUCGAGCUAAGAGAGAAGCACAAGAAAGAGAAAUAGCAGAACAGGUGCGUCAAGAACAGAUUCGAAAAGAACAAGAGGAAGAACGAGAGGCUAUUCGAUUGUCUCUUGAGCAGUCAUUACCUCCAGAGCCAAGGGAGGAGAGCUCUGAACUUGUCAGUAAGCUGCGUAUCAGAACACCACGUGGGGAAUUCUUUGAACGACGUUUCUUAGCAGCCAACGGACUCCAAGUUGUCUUUGAUUAUGUGGCUUCCAAAGGCUUCCCAAAAGAUGAAUAUAAACUACUAAGCACCUUCCCCAGAAGAGAUGUAUCUCAGUUUGAUCCAACUGAAACAUUGCUGGAGGUGAAACUCUAUCCUCAGGAAACUCUCUUCCUGGAAGCAAAGGAAUGAAUUCAUCCUUGGGACUCUGGCUGCCCAGAUAGUUGAUAUAAGCUCAGCUUACGUCUGAAAGUUGCAAGAUCCACUUUUUUUUGUCCAGCUACAUGCCACAACUAUCUGCCUCUUUCAAAAGCUCAAAAUCAACAUCAUCAUUGUAAAACGCCUGUAUGCUGCCAACCUCAGAAGAAAUGUAGAUGUUUACAAAGAUAUAUAGGAGGAAAGCAAUCUGUGAUGAACACUGACUUACAACCUUCACACUAUUCUGGCCUAUGUUUAUUCAUCAAUGCACUAUUCAAAGGUGAAGUGAAUUAUAUUAGUUAGAAUUGGUUUCCCUGUACCCAUUCAACCACAAAAUCUGUAAUACAGCCAGUUUUUGGAGCAAGUGCUUUGAUUUGAAAUUCUGUAUUUGUUUUAAUUCAAUACAUACUUGAGACAAUGCUCAUAAAUGUGCACAAUUCCAUGUCUGGAUUUCUACUUAAAGCCUAAUUUAUAAUGUCACAGUAGGCAUGGGAUAUUUCUUGGUCAUUGAGAUUUAAUGCGAUAAUUUGGACGGUGUAUGAUUUUCAUACAGUACGAUUUUCUUAUUUGGUUUACAACUUCAGUAAAAUGUAAGUGGAGUAUAAUUUUCCAUUUGUAGCCAUCUUUCAUAUUAAACCCGUCUUUUCCUUUCAGGUGGUUACAGAAAUAAA